Leptopilina boulardi is the source of this 2525-nucleotide messenger RNA. Its product is annotated as transketolase-like protein 2. The record is from RefSeq and is a predicted model, not a curated record. The transcript is spliced from 8 exons. NCBI's taxonomy places the organism in Eukaryota, Metazoa, Arthropoda, Insecta, Hymenoptera, Figitidae. Gene Ontology annotation, molecular function: thiamine pyrophosphate binding; transketolase activity. The coding region runs from base 140 to 2023 and encodes 627 amino acids.
CAUUCCUAUUGUGCGAUACGUGAUAUCAACUUGUUGCGUGAUCGUUUGCCGGUGUGCUUCUUAUUUUUACCUUUUUUUUUAAAUAAUUAUAAAUAAAACAAGUUGUUUCAGAUUUGAAAUUCGCAAAAGUAAAUUCAAAAUGCCACAUUAUCAUAAACCAGAGUCCAAAACUGUUCAAGAAUUGAAGGACAUUGCAAACAAGCUGAGAAUCCAUUCUAUUCAAGCCACGCAAGCCAGUAAAUCGGGACAUCCAACAUCAUGCUCGUCCAUGGCAGAAAUAAUGUCCGUUCUUUUCUUCCAUACAAUGCGCUAUAAAGUUUCUGCACCAAAAGAUCCGAGCAGUGACAGAUUUGUUCUCAGCAAGGGGCAUGCAGCUCCUAUUCUUUACGCAGCAUGGGCAGAGGCAGGCCUCUUCCAGAUUUCCGAUUUGCAAAAUUUAAGGAAAUUUGACAGUGACCUUGAAGGUCAUCCAACUCCUAGAUUGAACUUUGUUGAUGUAGGAACAGGCUCAUUGGGACAGGGCCUCUCUGUAGCGGCAGGAAUGGCCUAUGUUGGCAAAAAUUACGAUAAAGCCAGUUACCGGGUUUACUGUUUAGUUGGAGACGGUGAAUCGGCUGAGGGUUCAAUUUGGGAGGCUUUGCAUUUCGCUUCUCAUUAUAAACUAGAUAAUUUGUGUGUUAUUUUUGACAUUAAUCGUCUUGGACAGAGUGAGGCUACAAGUAUUCAACAUGACAUGGAAGUUUAUCGCAAACGCCUCGAAUCAUUUGGUUUUAAUACUUUGGUUGUUGAUGGACACGACGUUGAUGAACUCACGAAGGCUUUCCACGAAGCACAAAGCACAAAAGAACGUCCCACUGCCGUUUUGGCCAAGACUUUCAAGGGAAAGAAUUUCCCAAAUAUCGAGGAUUUGGACAAUUGGCACGGCAAACCUCUUGGUGCCAAAGCUAAUGAAGUAAUUGAGCACUUGACUACACUUAUUAAAAAUCAAGGACCACUUGAACUUCAUCCUCAAAAACCUUUAGUGGAGGAUGCACCAAAAAUUGACAUUAGUAAUAUUAAAUUAGAUACACCACCAAGUUAUAAACUUGGUGAAGCUAUUGCUACACGCGCUGCCUAUGGAACAGCUAUUGCAAAGAUUGCCAAGAACAAUUCACGAGUUAUUGCCGUAGACGGUGAUACUAAAAAUUCAACAUUUUCUGAAAAAAUCAAAACCGUCGAUCCAAAGAGAUAUAUUGAAGGUUAUAUCGCCGAACAAAAUUUAGUUGGAGUUGCAAUGGGAGCAACUUGCCGCGAUCGAACUGUUGCUUUUGUUUCUACAUUUGCCACAUUUUUCACUCGAGCAUUCGAUCAGAUAAGAAUGGGUGCAAUCUCGCAGACAAAUGUAAAUUUUGUUGGUUCCCAUUGCGGUGUAUCAAUUGGUGAAGAUGGUCCUUCACAAAUGGGUUUGGAGGAUAUUGCAAUGUUCCGAACAGUACCUGGUUCAACUGUCUUCUAUCCAAGUGAUGCUGUUUCAACGGAACGAGCGGUUGAAUUGGCAGCAAAUACAAAAGGCGUUUGUUUCAUUCGUACAUCACGUCCAAAUACUGCCGUCCUCUAUAAGAACGAUGAGAAUUUUGCAAUUGGAAAAAGUAAAAUUGUCAAAUCAUCACCAAAAGAUGAGGUUCUUGUUAUUGGAGCUGGUGUUACACUUCACGAGGCUAUUGCAGCUGCCGAGGAAUUGGCUAAAUCUGGUAUUCAUGUUCGUGUUAUGGAUCCAUUCACUAUUAAACCAAUUGAUCAGGCUGCAAUUUUGGCAAAUGCAAAAGAAGUCGGUGGUAGAAUUGUCACUGUCGAGGAUCAUUAUCCCGAAGGUGGAUUGGGAGAGGCUGUACUAUCAGCUGUUGCAAUGACGAAAAAUGUGAUUGUCAAGAAACUUGCCGUACCGGAAGUUCCACGUUCGGGACCACCAACUGUUUUAUUGGACGCAUAUGGCAUUAGUGCACGCAACAUUGUUGCUGCCGUUCAAGAAAUACGUAAAGCCUAAACUUUUUUUGUCUUUUGCGAAAUGAAACGUGGCUUCUAAAAAAAAGGCGCAAAAUAAUAGCACAAAAAGAAAAAUCGACGAAAGAAGAUGUGUGAUCAAAGACUUUUUACCUUUUAUACGUGCCUAUGAAUUUUUUUCACGAAGGUUAGAAAUUACUUUUUUUUAAAUAUAUAUUUCACUGGAAAAUUUCAAUAUAUUAGAGCUAUAUAUUAUAUAAUAAUAUCAUAUGGAUAAUAUUAUAAAUAAUCAGUAUCUUACACUUGAUCAAACAUUUAUGAAAGUUUUACGAGAAAAAACAUUUUUUUUAUUUCUACUAAUAAUUAAAUUUUAAUCUCGAUUGUCGGGUAAAGUUGUAAAUUUCAAAUAUAUUUUUCUAAAAGGUUUGUAGAGAUGUAUGGUACUUGAAUGUUGAUUCAAUUGAGUGUUUUUGCAUUUAUUAUAAUAUUGAUAUAGUUUUUUAUGAAGCCACUGAAAGCGAAUAGACUUAUUUUCAGAAAUCAAA